UGGAUCCAUCGAUGCGAACAACGAUUCUGAGCUUUUGAUGGUAGCUUUCAGCUCCAACUAUAAUCACUCUUUCCACGACCAAUUAAUUAGUACCAGUGUCGUCAAGAACAGUUGCUGUAAUAACAGCGGGCCUGACAACUACAAAAAGCUCCUCCCCGAAAUCGCAACCAUGCCUGGCGGCGCACCGCCCAAGCCUCCGCCCUCGGGCGCCAUGUCCCUCUACGCGAACCUGCUCGACCCAAAGGCCGCCGCGGGCGACUCUACCGCACCCAACGCUCGCGCGCAGGCCAAGACUGGCGAUGAGGCCGGCGGUGACAAGAAACCCUUGGAUCCAGGUACAUCCUAGAGCAGAAAGCCAUGCACCCGCACAAUAUUGAGGGUCGCCCUCCUCGUUCUCUUCUUGUCUGGGAGACACCAUGUUAAUUUUGCGAAAAUGAAAUUAAAACCUGUUCGCCUCUUCAAGCCAUGCUCCGCUUCCAGCCCAUGCGCCGACCCCAGCCAGGUCAAAAACCCAAGCCCAAAGGGGCUUUUCUCAAAAUCGGGGCUAUCACUGCGCCUGCAACUACGACUCCGGCAGCAGCCACAGCUACACCCACAGUAGCGUCUUCCACUUCGGCAGAUCCAUCAGCCGCUUCGGCGCCGGUACAGCAACCACCUCGAAGCAAGUUGGCCGACUGGGCUGCAACCGAGGAUGACGAAUACGCCUACGGACUGGGCAAGAGGCACCGCGGUGGCCGCAAGGCGAAGAAGAAGAACAACCGCGAUGAUACGGACAGGGAAACCGACUGGGACGAGCUCUACGAUCCGGCGCGACCGACAAACGUAGAGGAGUAUCUACGUAGCGAUGAACGCAUUGCUGAGAUCAGGGAAUGGAAGGGCGUCUUGUACGCGCACCGUCGGCGCAGAGAACAAAACCGCAUCAGGUCUAGGUCCCGUGGUAGUCGUGGAAGUAGUAGCGGCUCCGAGGCUAGAGCUCCUCAUACGAACCAGUUUGCUCCCCCGCCGCAAUAUUCCUUUGUGCCUCCUCAACCAUCACCCCCUCGCGUCCAAAAACAGUCGGCUAUGACUGUCGUCGCUGACGACGCCACCGGUGAUGAUGCAUACGCGCGCCGUUUAGCCCUAUCCAAAGUCAAGGAAGUUGAGACGCCACCCCCACAACCUGACGCGGUCCCUGCUGCAACCAUAUCACGGGCGCCAGUUCGCUACGAGCCAACGCCUCUACCCAACGAGGAUGGUGAGGAUAUGGAUAUUGACGAGGACGAGGGUGAGCGCCCUGGCCUUGGCUCAGCCAAACCCAAAGACUCGGAUGAUGUGCGCUCUAAUCGGCCUGGCCAGGCUGGCUUUGCAGCGCGCAUGAUGGAGAAGAUGGGUUGGGAAAAGGGCAAGGGCCUCGGCGCUGAGGAAACAGGCAUCACCUCUGGCUUGAGCGUCAAAGUUGAGAAGCGUCGGAAGCGCCCCGACGCAGAAGGCGGUGGAUUUGCUAGCCCUGGAAACAUGGCUCGUGUUGUAGGCGGUAACCGUGGGGUUCAGGAUGUUGGCAAGUUUGGCUCCAUGAGCGAGGUUGUCGCUCUGGGUGGAAUGCUCGAGGGCAUGGAGGACGUUGCCGGCGAGGUUGCCGAGGGCUUGGCCCAAGAGAUUGGCGAAGAGUGUGGCGAGAAGUACGGUCGGGUCGAGAGGCUUUACGUCGACGUCAACACCAGGCAGGUGUUUAUCAAGUUUACAGACCAGGUCUCGGCUCUAAGGGCUGUUAACGCUCUGGAUGGUCGUAUAUUCAACGGUAACGAGGUCAGACCCAGGUUCUACGAUUUAGAAAGGUUUGAGCAGGGUGUUUAUCAUUGAUAGGAACAUCUUGAGCAUGGCUAUUCAGAAUCCGGGCCCGUGUCUACAGGGCUUUGUGUGUGCUAUUCUAACUCUUCAGCCGUACUUUUCUACCACAAUCACUCUAUUUCCUGGCGCUCAAAUCUGUGUAGUUAGGCUGGUUCUUCAAGUGCGUGCACUGUAUUAGGAUGAUGCCUGUUCAAUUCCUAGUGUUGACUUGAGUUGACAUGACGCGACAACCCGAAUCAUGUCCGUAAAGACGAACCAGGAAGAUUUGAGCUACGGGUAACUAGGUACCUACGAGGUGCAUGCGCAACAGUUCCGUACGCCUUAGUCACGAACAGUUAAUUAAUCACCCCCUACGUUUCAUGCUUUACUUUGGCCGACUAAGGCACACAAAUCAGUACAUUUGCCGUUCACCUAGAGUUUGCUACCAGAGCGCGCGGGAAAACAAAGUGACUACAAACACCUGUCUCUGUUGGUUUUGAUAUUAAAGUCCAAUGGAUCAUGGCAGUAGCAGGCUCCACUGAGAUUGUGUGACAGAGUGCCCAGAGAUAUUCCGAAAUACGAAAGACUGAAAGACGCGCGGGCAAACAAAAGACAAAAGAGUGCUUGAAGACAAAAAAAGGAGAAAACGCCACCAAAAUUCCAAGAUUCGACUUUACAAUUCUGUUGCGCCGCCCUCAAAUUUACACCGUCGCGGACCAGCAUAUGGCAACAUCAACAUUUUACAAGAACGAAGCUGCAGCACCUCCGAUGAUGGAGAGGCCGAGAAGAGCCAUGUUGAUCGUGGUGCCAGCAGCCGAGUUCUUGUUGUUGCCGCUGCUGCCUCCGCUGCCAGCAGUGAUGUCGUCGUUGGCCUUGGAGUUGUUGGACUCGCAGAUAACCUUGCCCUGGAUCUGGCCGUUGCUGCCAGCCUUCUUGAAGGUGUCGCAAGAGCUGCUGAUGUCGGUGGUGGAC
Messenger RNA from Pyricularia oryzae 70-15, 2778 nucleotides. RefSeq lists its product as uncharacterized. The transcript has 4 exons. The record is from RefSeq and is a predicted model, not a curated record. Bases 466 to 1839 code for a protein of 457 amino acids. Lineage: Eukaryota; Fungi; Ascomycota; Sordariomycetes; Magnaporthales; Pyriculariaceae. Gene Ontology annotation, cellular component: precatalytic spliceosome. Gene Ontology annotation, biological process: mRNA cis splicing, via spliceosome. Gene Ontology annotation, molecular function: RNA binding.